AAUGUUCGUGGAGAUAAGAAAGGAGGAAGAGUAAAUAAAGGAUCCAAUAGAUCGCCUAAAGUAGAUCGUUAGGAUACUACAGGAUACAAAAAGCAUCCUCAUGGAAACAAUUCACAUAAAAACUAUACCCAUAAAUACAUCAGAAAAUCUUAACAAGGAGAUGAAUAACUUCUUAAUGAUGACUAAAAGCCAAGAAAUAACAAUAGAUAAUAUUAAAACAUAUACGAAAGAGUUAGUAUUUAUAAUUGGGAUAGAAAUUAGAUUACUUUGGAAACUCCUAUUCCUGAAAGACCCAAAGAAAAAGAAAUUUUAAAAGAACCUAGAAGAGAAGAUUUAAACAAAUUAAUAGAUGAUAUCGAAAAUUAAAUUGAUAAUGCUAUUAAUAAAAAAAAUAAAAAACUUAAGAAAUUUUAAGCUUAAAUAAGAACUAAAAACAAGAAUUAAAUGACUAACAAACCCCUAUAUAAUAACUUUUAAAAGAAUAACUUAAUAUUCUCAAAUCUAAAAAGGAAGAAUUCGAGAAACACAAAAAAAACAUUAAGACAUUGCUGA
This is a messenger RNA of Ichthyophthirius multifiliis, 552 nucleotides long. RefSeq lists its product as hypothetical. The transcript has a single exon. The record is from RefSeq and is a predicted model, not a curated record. NCBI's taxonomy places the organism in Eukaryota, Ciliophora, Oligohymenophorea, Hymenostomatida. The annotation marks the transcript as partial.